UACCGAAACCCAAGAAGAACGUGACAGGAAAUAUCUAUUUUCUAUGAAUGCAGCUCCAAGACGGGGUGAAUUUAUUCUCAAACAAAUGGAAGAAAAGAAAGAAUUGGAAUCAAAACAAUAAUUUAUAAUAUCAACAUAAUGAAUACAAGAAAAGCAAAUUUAAGAAAACUACGUUUACCCAGCACAGAAACCAAAAAUGGCCUACGAAAUGGACACCGUAAGCCUGCAACAACUAUUUCCAAAUUUUUUUGUACCGAUCCUGACAAUAUUUUGGAAGAAGUGGACAGAAAAGAUAAAGAUGCGACUAUGGCAUGUUCUGAACCAAUGCCAUCAUCCAUUUACUACUCACCACCUUUGCCAUCACCAACUGAUAAACCUGAGGAGGAAGUGCAAGAAAAAAUAACUCGAUCCACUCGAACUAAACUCAAGACAUUUAUCCCAAAAGACAAGCGAAUGAAGCCAGCUGCUGACAAUCCCCUUACAGACUUUCUAAAAAUAACAAAUGACUUUGAAUCUCCACCAGGCAAAAAUAUAAAAGUCGCCCCAAAAAUUAAAGAAAAAGCCAAGCCUAAACCAAAACCAAAAUCAAAAGCAAAACCGAAGAAGCAGCAAACAAUCAAAAGUGCAUUCUUUCAAAAUGAAGAACUUUUCUCUGAUGUUGCUGCUCAGCAUUGUCUAGUUGAUAAUGUCAAUCCGGAUGAAAUGCAAUUGGCUCUAGCUCUUUCUCGUUCAGAGGUAGAACUAACAGGGUCGCCGGCAGAAGGCAAAAGCACAGGAAACAACGAAGGUAUCCGAGAUAAACUUAAGCAAUUUGGCUUUCAAGUAGCUGAGUCUGAAGAUUAUAACUAUACAACAAUGUAUAAGGUGACCAAAGGCAAAAACAAAUGGGCCAACAAAUUCACAUCCUUAACACUUCGCGAUCCUAAGCGGCAGUUAGAAAAAGUCAAUCAAAAUAUUGAAAGAAUUUUAAAAAAUAGCAUAAGUCCAAAUCUUUUAACGAAUGAUGAAGAUUUGGCGUUUUCUUUUUCUGUGCAAUCUACAAUUUUGAUACCAUUUGUUGCUACAAAUCGUAUUCUUCAAUCAGAUCCAAGUGAAAGAUUAGAAACCAUCGACUUCUAUGUGCUUAGUCUCUUUGAGCCUUCAAAAACAAAACCAGGACAUUUAUUAAAAAAUAUACGUCGAAUACCAGGACGAGAUAAAUCACCUGUUUAUAAAAAAUCUUCUUCUGUAGCAGAUGCUGGCAUUGAUCUGGAUGAAAAUGAUUCAGAAGGCGAAAUAUUACCUGAGGCAAUAAAGUAUUCAUCAAACGAAGAUAAUAUAAUGCAUGAAAUAGAUCCUCAAUUACAAAGUCCGGUAAUAAAAAGAAUCCGAGCAGAAAGUCCUGUUGACUUUGUAUUGUUAUCGAACAAAGACAAAAGUUCAAAUGAUGCAAUAGAGUAUUCACCACCCUCACUUCCAUCAACAAUAAGUGUUCCAGGAGCAGAUGGAUCACCUAUGACUAAAACACCCUAUAAAUCCUCUUCUGCAGCAGAUGCUGGCAUUUACCUGCAUGAAAAUGAUUCCCAAAGCGAAUUAUUAGCUGAGGCAACAAAGUUUUCAUCGAAGGAAGAUAAUAUAAUGCAUGAAAUAGAUUCUCAUUUGCAAAGUCCAGCUAUUAAGAGAGUCCGAGCUGAGAGUCCUGUUGACUUUGUAUUAUUAUCGAACACAGAAACAAGUUCAAAUGAUGCAAUAGAGUAUUCACAACCUUCACUUCCGUCAACAAUAAGUAGUGUACCAUAUGAUUCUAAACAACGUCGUAGAAAAACACCAAGUAUUCUUGGAAUACAGAAUACGCCAAUCGAUUCUGUUACUUGUUUCAAUUACUGUGAAAAAGAACUAAGCUUUAAUUUCGAUGAAGAACCAUUAAAACAAUUUAAUACAACAUUGAUAGAUGAAAUUACCUCAGCAACGUCGACUUGUACAAAUGAUAAUGAAAUUGAAUCUCAGAUACAAAUAAAAACGAUAAGAUCAACUUCACCUGACAUAUUUGCUGAUUCAGAUGUUGAAAUGGAAACAGAUGAUGGAAGUGAUAUGGAAAAACUUAAAUUCACUUCUAGUGAAGAUCAUAUUGAAACUUAUGAAAUAUUUUCAAGUGAUGGAGUAAAGACUUCUUCGGACUCUAAAGUUGAUUCUUGCGACAAAAACCACAAUUCGUUAAUAGUUACCGUUGAUUUAACACAACAAGGCAGUGAAACAAGUUCGCAAAACUCUGCAACUCUUAUUCCAACAGCUGAAUCUCUUCAACCAUAUCAGGAUCCCAAUGACUUACCAUCAACCUCAUUCGAUUCACAAUUAAACGAACAAACAUUAAUCAGAACAAAAUCGUUUAAAGAACCAAACUCAUCAUUGGAAAAUAGUAUUUUAUUGGAAAAAUCAACUGAGAUCAAGAGAAUUAAUGGAUUUUCAUUUGGCAGUACUGCUUCCGACGAUUUCUCUAAAUCAACUUCAUUUAGUAAAGAAACAAAAGAAAAUUCAAUUGAUUUAACACAAAACGAUGAUGACGAGCAUGAAAGCAUUGACUGCAUUGUCCUUUCCGACGAUGAAGUUAAUUAUUCUAUUCGUAAGGCUGACAAAUCAUUGCAUUUGAAAGAUGAGAAAAGUUCAACCGAUAAAAGUUUUGAGUCUACCGAUUCAAAAGACAAUCGAGAAUUUUCGUUUGUUGAUUUCGUUGGUGCUACUCAACCUCUACCACCAACACAAAGUGAAGAAUUUGAAUUGAGUUUCACAAAAACACCAAACAAGUCGGUGAAUUCUUUGGACAUGGAUCUAAGUAAACGCUCUGAUUUCGGCAUUCUUGAGGAGCAAUCUCCUUUUAAGACCCCAACAAGAACGCCCAAGAAAACACCUCGAAAAACACCACGAUCAACACCAACCAAAUCACCAAAAACUCCUAAAAGCACAACCCCUAAAUGUCGUCGAGCUUUAUCCGAAUCAUUUUUAGGUUCACCAUUAGAGCCAAGUUCAGCUCCACUCAAACGAUUCUCAAGCUCAAACAAAUUCAAAGAAUUUACAAAAAAUGUUGAUGAAAGUUUCUCCGAUUUGGAUGACAUUGAUAAGCUUAUUUAUGGGAGUCCUGAGAAAAAGAUUUACAAAAAGCCUACUGGCUUAACUCAACUUCUAACUGGAGUUAUAAAUGAGAAAAUAAAAACUCCCGAAAAAGUUAAAGAUAAAGAAGUGCCACAAGAAUUCGAUUUCAAUGGUCGAACGUAUUUAGUUAGAACGAUUGAUGUCACACGCAGACCAAACUUUGCAACAAUGGAUGAAUCAGAAUUGUUAGAUAGACUUUAUAGAUAUGGAAUUAAACCGUUGAAACGGAAACAAGCCGAGAAAAUUCUAGAGUAUAUUUACAAUCAGACACAUCCUCGGUUGGUUGAUGAGGCCGAUAUACCCUCAACAGGCGGUUCAGAUUGUGAUAUUAAUGUGGCUUCACGAGGUGUUGGAAAUGAAAGCGACACUGCUGAUGAUGUCGAAAUGAGUGAAGACAUAGUAUCUUCUUUAGCUGGUUCUAAGUUUAAUUUAAAAGAUUGUUGGGGACAUAUUCUCGUCUCAGAUACUAUUCCAUCAAUAGAAAUUAAAGAUGAGCAAUACUUUUUUCAAACUAAUUCCAGCAAAAAGAUAUCAACAGCUCAACUGCCAUUACACAUUGCAUGGUAUAAUUUAUUAAAAUCCAAUACACAACUGCAUGAGGCAAUAUUAUAUUAUGAACCAAUUGAUUUGCAAGAAGUUUAUCUAUUUUUGAAAAGCCUUGGAUAUCGUUAUGAUCCUAAGGAUAUCAAAUACUUUUUCGACUCCAGAUCGAUAAUAUUUAGAUAUGAUGUGAAAAAAUCAGAAAGUACUGCUACCAAUCGACAUGUGCGAAAGAAAAGACAGAAAGUGAAAAAGUAAAAUUCGAAAUAUUGACAAAAAUAAAAUAAGGGAAACUAGGUGAAUGUACAUUUAUAUUUUUUUGAUUAUAAGCUUGCAUUUAUGGUGUAUAUAAAUCAAAUAAAAAGAACCAUUAUUUAUAAUAAAAAAUUA
Episyrphus balteatus (marmalade hoverfly) is the source of this 4056-nucleotide messenger RNA. RefSeq names its product structure-specific endonuclease subunit SLX4 (gene mus312). Lineage: Eukaryota; Metazoa; Arthropoda; Insecta; Diptera; Syrphidae. Gene Ontology annotation, cellular component: nucleus; Slx1-Slx4 complex. The transcript has 8 exons. The record is from RefSeq and is a predicted model, not a curated record. Bases 139 to 3924 code for a protein of 1261 amino acids. Gene Ontology annotation, molecular function: enzyme binding. Gene Ontology annotation, biological process: resolution of meiotic recombination intermediates; meiotic DNA double-strand break processing; interstrand cross-link repair.